AUGCAUCUUCAUUUUAAUUCAAGUAUUCUCGAUUAUAUACAUCUGAUACCACCCACUUGGUCGAUUACAAUAACUACAAUGAAACUUUGCUCAAUUCUUUUUAGUUUACUUGAUAUUGAUAAUACUAAUCGACUUGAAGAAUAUCAAAUUCGAGCAUUACUUAUAUAUCUUACAAAUAUAAAUAAAAAUCAAAUAUCAACUAUUAUUUAUAAAUUAGAUCUUGAUCAAUCUGGUGCUAUGGAAUUAGAAGAAUUUUUUCUUCUUAUCAGUUUACUCGUAGCCAAUAAAGAUAAAAAAGAAAAAGAAUUUAUGCAUGCUCAUUCUAAAACUGUUUUUGAAUUACUCGAUGAAGAUAGUUCAGGCACAAUUAGUGUUGAAGAAUUUCAAUGUCUUGGCUUUUUAUUUAAUCUUGACAAUAGAGAUAUUCGUAUUAUAUUUGAAGAUUUUGAUAUAAGUGGCGAUGAUGCACUUGAUUACUCGGAAUUUCGUAUGUUUACCAUAGCUUGUAUUAAUAAACAAAAAGCAAUGAAAAAGAAACGUUUUAAAACAUUAAUGCAACGUCGUUUCAAUUUUCUUGCUAAACAAAGACAACCGAUCCUCAAAUAUAUUAAUAAAACAAUCAAUAAAUGUGUUCCAGGUCUGGCUGUUUACGGCGAAGAUGACACUAUUCCUCGUGUUACUCUGCCAAUGGAUAUGAAAUUUCCUUGUCAACAAUCGAAUGAUGAUGAGAUUUUUUCUGAUUUGUUCGAAUCAAUUUAUAUUUCACCAGCAAGUGAUGAUGAUCGCUCGACAAAAUCACAAUCAUUUACUCAAAGUUAUUAUUGA
Molecule: messenger RNA, 825 nt
Organism: Rotaria socialis
Lineage: Eukaryota; Metazoa; Rotifera; Eurotatoria; Philodinida; Philodinidae
Source: the annotation of a GenBank genome assembly